UGCAAUUUACCUGAGUUCGAGUUCGCCGGUGCAAGAUAUGGCGGAAGACACAUCGAGUGACAACCGGGAAGCGAAGAGACCUCAAUUUGGAACGCGAAAUUUGCCCCUUGAUGGAAAUGUCUUCCAACACAAUGCAUGGGAUAAUGUUACAUGGGAUGAGGAACAAGAAAAGCUGGCACAGCAAAAAGUGGAUGAGAAUUCUAUUGUUACACAAUCAUCUGAACAACUUUUGAAACAUGAUACUGAAGCAGAUAAAUAUUGGGAUAAGUUUUACGAUAUACAUAACAAUGGAUUUUUCAAAGAUAGGCAUUGGUUACUAAUUGAGUUUCCAGAAUUAGCACCUAAUACAGUUAAACAAGAGACUGAAAGACCCAUGAGAGCUGCACUUACGGACAAAGAUCAAAAUCAGGGAGAUAAACAUAUUAAAAUUCUUAGUCUACCCUGCAAAGAUGGUUGUAAAAUAUUGGAAAUAGGCUGUGGCGUAGGAAAUACCGUAUUUCCUAUACUAAUGUACAAUACAGACCCAAAACUGUUUGUAUAUUGUUGUGACUUUUCUGCGAAAGCCAUUGAUAUACUGCAGCAAAAUCCUGCUUACAAUGUAAAUAGGUGUAAAGCAUUUGUUCUAGAUGUAACUCAAGAAACAUGGACGACUCCUUUUGAGCUUGAAAGUUUGGAUAUCAUUGUUCUUAUAUUUGUAUUAUCUGCCAUUCAUCCUGAUAAAAUGCAGCACGUAGUGCGGCAAAUACACAGAUAUCUAAAACCGGGUGGAAUAGUUCUAUUUCGCGAUUACGGCAGAUAUGAUUUAGCACAAUUAAGAUUUAAGAAAGGUAAUUGUCUUGGAGAGAAUUUUUAUGCUCGUGGAGACGGCACCAUGGUAUACUUUUUCCAACAAGAGGAUGUCAGAAAAUUAUUUACCGAUAAUGGCUUCAACGAAGAACAAAACUUCGUGGAUAGAAGACUGCAAGUUAACAGGGGUAAACAAUUGAGAAUGUAUAGAGUGUGGGUGCAGGCUAAAUAUCGAAAGGCAUCCACGUAAAUAUCGCGUGUACUUGAAAUUUUCACUGAAAAAAAAAUGAAAGUACAUUAAAAAUCAA
Linepithema humile (Argentine ant) is the source of this 1094-nucleotide messenger RNA. RefSeq names its product methyltransferase-like protein (gene Mettl2). The record is from RefSeq and is a predicted model, not a curated record. Gene Ontology annotation, molecular function: tRNA (cytidine-N3)-methyltransferase activity. Lineage: Eukaryota; Metazoa; Arthropoda; Insecta; Hymenoptera; Formicidae.